This is a messenger RNA of Helianthus annuus (common sunflower), 1826 nucleotides long. RefSeq lists its product as uncharacterized. Lineage: Eukaryota; Viridiplantae; Streptophyta; Magnoliopsida; Asterales; Asteraceae. The transcript is spliced from 2 exons. The coding region runs from base 67 to 1539 and encodes 490 amino acids. The record is from RefSeq and is a predicted model, not a curated record.
UUGGCCAAAAAUGGCGAUUGGUUUACUUUUGAAGCAUCCAAGGUUGAUUCCGGCCUUAUUUCAUCUAUGGUUACCACACUUGGGACUUGGAAGAAUCGUUUUUUCUGGGUUUCCGAUACUAAUGUUCCAUUUAAAAUGGUGUGGCGACUCCCGGAUGCUGUUCUCAAUGAACCGGAACCCCUUGCAUCUGACUUGAAUGAUGCUUUUCUGAAAGCCAUUCGUGAAUGCCCUUCAAGGGUUCGUCCCUUUCCUGAGCAUUUGCUAGUUUUAUUAGGGGCUAGUAAGUUAUGGGAAAAAGCUAAUCGGGAUCCGGUUCUGAUGAGAGAUGGCACGGUUAUGUCUGCCUUGGAUUUCAUUAAGAGUGAUGAUACUUCGGAUGUGGUUUUUGGGGAUGUUUCUGUUAUCCCUGAUGAGAAUGUUGUGGUUAAAGGUGCUGAGCAAAGGUUUGAAGGUGCUGGGUAUGUUAGUGUUUCGAGUGUUAAGGGUUUUUCUAAACCUCUUGUCCCCAAGGCUUCAACCCGGCGAUCUGCUCGUCGUUUGAAAGCUGCUCCUCAAUCCACUUCUACUGAACCGGUGGAGUUGAGUGAUGAUGUCGAAGAGUCUGGGGAUCAGGGUGUUGAAGCGGGUUCUGAGAGGGAGAAGAAGUUAGUUGUUCAUGGCAAAAAGGGUUCGGCCAAGAAGGUUGCUGCUACACCUGUUCAGGGUUCUUCGAGUAUGGACGUUGAAGGGUUGGAUCCGGAUGCGGUUUAUGUGCCCUGUUGGUCGGUGAAAGUUGAUGAUAGUUUUAAAGAUGCUGCUGUUUGUGAAGAGGCCUUGAGUCAUAUUGCUCCCCCUUUGGUUCACAAGACUAUCUCCGAAAUGGAUGAUGAUGUGAUGUUGUCUCAUAUGAUUCUCAGUACUUGCAACCUUGCUGCUAUGCUUCCUCAGGGCGUUGCCCGUUUUCGUCAGAGGAUGCAAGAGUAUGAAGAGUUUUCCAAGAAGAAAGAUAAGAUGAAGUCCUCGAUGGCAGCAAUGAAGAAGGAGAUAAGCAGCUUUGCUGAGAAGGAGGAAGCUUGGUCGAAGAAGGUUGAAGGCUUGUCAAGGCAGCAUGAGAUUGAGAUGAUCGACUUUAAGAAGAGUUUUGAGGCUGAUCGGUUGAGGCUAAAGGCAGACAGGGAGGCUUUAUCUGUUGCUCAGAAAGCCUUUGAUGAAGAGAAAGAGAGCCUCAAGGCUUCGGUUUCUCGUGCAACUAGUGAUAACCAGUGGUUGAUUGAGCAGGGCUUUCAACAGGUUGUCACCUACCUGCUUCAUUCUGCCGAGUUUAACUCCGCUCUUGGUGAUGUUUAUACAAAGUUGCUUAAUUUGGGAAAACACCAAGGUCUCGUUGCUGGUUACAAGUUGCAUGAAGCUGGGCAUUCUUUGGAAAAGUCCCCCUUAUUUCGUCCCGACGCUUCUGAUGUUUUCAAGGGCUCAGUUGAACAGAUGGAGAGGCUACCUAUCCUUAUGUUCACCAGGUUUCCUCUUGCUUUGGUAAGCCUUUGUCUGUUUUACAGGAUUUGAAACCGGAGGGUCUAAAUGAGAAAGUUUGCACUGAGGUCUUGGGCUCACUUUCGAAGAAAAGAUCUUAUUCUGGAGAUAGUGAUGAUACCCUCUCGAGUAUGCCGGAUACUUCGACGGAUGUUGGUUUGGAGACCUCAGCGGUUGGUGGUGAUGGUGGUGCAAAGGUUAAGAAGCCCAAGAAAGCUAAGAAGGCCAAAGCUGAUGGUUCUGGUGUCUCCAAGCCUUCUGCCAUCUAAUGAUUAUUCGUAGCUUUCUUAGCAAAACAAUUUAUGGUUUGUAAUGUUAUU